AUGGAAACUGUGGCUGUUACCGGAGCAGCAGGACUGGUCGGUCGUUUCGUUGUCGAUCGGCUGAGUAAAAACGAAAACGUUAAGGAAAUUAGAAUGAUUGAUCGGAAUGAAUGUCAUUUAAGAAUUAAACGAGAUAAUGUAAAUAUUCGCCAAAUGACAAUUGAUAUGUGCGAAGCUGGAACCUUGGAAAGAGCUUUAGCUGGAUGUACAACAGUUGUACACUGUGCGCAUCCACCUAUUCCAGUUGAAUACCAAGACAAAGAAGAACGACGUCAGAUGUGGAGAGAUUCAGUAGAAGCGGUUGAGAUUCUCAUGGAGAAGAUGUUGCUGAAAGGUGUCAACCGCUUAGUUUAUGUUGGAGAUGCUUAUUCAGCUUUACCUGUUGAAGAUAACUAUGGGCUUGGAGCGGAGAUGUUUGGGGGUUUCCAACAGAACUACUUGCUGGGCGAGUAUGGAGAAGCUCGAACUCGCGCAGAAAUGUUCGCAAGAACCGCAGUAGCUCGCGAAGAUAAUCAAUUAGUUGGAAUUUUCCUGAGACCUGUUCAUGUUCAUGGAGAGGGUAAAAGCUCAUUCCUAUCCAGCUUACAACCUCUGGCUGAAGCAGGAACUCUUCCAUACUUCGAGGGUGAGCGACGUGGAAUGCAUCAGUUUAUUUACGCUGGAAACUUAGCUGGAAUUAUAGAGAAAUCCAUAUUCUCACUAUCAACUGAAGCUGAGAAGUUCAAUGGAGAGAUAGUUUACUGUUUGGAUGAGACAUGCGCUUACCCUGUUCGAGAUUUCCUCUCUGAUCGUUUGCCAACCAAAUCUUUCAAUUCUGAUAAUGUACAAUCGUUUACUAAAUCUUGGUUCCAUCACUAUUUCAAUCAAAUUCGAUUUUCAUGCGGAUUACAGGUUCCAAAGCACACUAUGGCUUAUCCAGUUUUCCGUCUUCUGUUUGAAAAAACUGUUGGAUUCUCAAAUAAAACAUUGCGAUUGCUGAUGGAUUAUACGCCUGAGAUUCCUCAAUCGAAAGCUCUUAAAAUCUCAUCUGGAGACAUCUCAGAGAAGAAAACUUUCCAAUGA
Molecule: messenger RNA, 1062 nt
Organism: Auanema sp. JU1783
Lineage: Eukaryota; Metazoa; Nematoda; Chromadorea; Rhabditida; Rhabditidae
Source: the annotation of a GenBank genome assembly